CUGCAAACAUACCCUGUCUCCAGGGCUUUGCUUAAGAAGGUUCAGUGAUAUCAUUCAUUCUUAGAAGAACCUCAGUUAUAGAGAUGCUUUAUGUUAUUUAAGAUGCAUAGAGCCUACCAGCCAAUUUUACCAUGUGGCAACAAAUAUCUUCAACAAAAAUGGGACAAAGCAAGCUAUGAAGAUCACAAGAAAAGGAUACAGACAGCCAAACCUGUAGUGGACACUACUCCUCCUCUAACAUAUGACCAUCUUCACUUGAAGUUAAAGAAAUUAAAGCUUGAGAAGGAGAGGCUUUCAAUCAUUGAAAGAGACAACCGUUUGCUGCUGGAGAAGAUGUCCUGCAUCAUGAGGAUGAAAGGCCGAAUUGAUAACAAAAAUUACUAUCAAGCCAAAAGUUUAAACAGGGAAAAGCGAGAGAGGGAACUACUGAGAGUGAGCCAAGAAAACCAUGCCAUUCUGGAUAGGAUUACAAAGUGUGAGCCUCAGUAUCAAAUUCAGACGUGGCAGGAAGACUGGCAAAGGGUGGAAAAAUACAUGAACAACAUUUCAAGAUAUCCUCGUGGAUGUUGUAAACUGCAGAAUCAAAAGGAACAAAAACUAAACAAGAACUCGCCAAAACAAGAGACAGAAAAAAAGAGAUGAACAAGUGAAUGAUGAACACAUGAAAAGCAAGAUAAAGGAGGGGAAAAAAGGAGACAUCCAAAGUGAAGAAGAAAAAGAUCAUCAAGGGAGAGAGACUGUUUCUAAAACAGUCUAAUUCCAACCAGUCCCCUAUGAAUGCAAUUCAAGCAAUUUCCAGAACAACCUGAGAUGGGGUGUGUGUUGGGGGAGAGACAGCUGCAAAAGCUUACAUAGAUACUAUCAUUUUAAGUAAGUUACAGUAAGUGUAGAUAUUAGAUACAUGUUGGCUUUAUUAACAUAUAACUUUUAUAGUUGCCAGCAAAACUAUAACUCUGCAUAGCGUUUCAUGAAUACAACUGAAGUGGGAGCAAAGCUGGAGCAAUGAAUUGACUUUAUCACAAAUAAUUAAUCCAGCUGAUUAAUCUGCUUGUUAAAUAAUUAUAUUUAAUUCUCACAUCAGUGUCCGUCACAGAUUUGCCAGUGAAAGAUGACCUGGAUGACAGCAAAUAAGUAGUUUAGAACAGAGGAUUAUUAAAGGUGUUCAUAGGCUAUAACCCCUCUUAAUAGAGAGAUAGCUCGGUGGACCACCUCCCUCCCUUAUUCUUGGUCUCAUAUCAGCUACAGACAGCAAUUGUAUACAUGGAGAAGUAAUAGUAAUAAUACAUUAAAUAUUUUCAUAGCUUCUUUUCAUGGAAUUUAGAAGCUGGAAAAAAGACGGAGAACCAACAUCCUGUGAUCAGCCAACUAGAGAUCUGAACAACGAGUCGACUAGUUGCUUCCUCCCCACCCUUGCUGCCUCUAUCAGAAAGAGGCAGCAAGGAAGGGGGAGGGGGCGAGAGAGAGGAGGGAGUGCUUCAAUGCGCCAGCACUGCGUGGAGCCUGGGGCCAGAUCCCAAGCUCCACGUGGUGCUGCCACUUUGAAAUGCCGCAUGUAGCCCAAGGCCAGCUGAGGACUCCCACACUGACCCUGGGCUCCACAUGGCUGCAUAGAGCCUGAUGCUGGGCUCCCUGCAGCGUUUCAAAGUGGCAGCACUGCAUGGAGCCCAGGGUCAGCUGGGGACUCUAAGUCCCCAUGCAGUGCUGCCACUUUGAAAUGCAGUGGGGAGGACGGGGUCAGCGGGGGGACUUCUUGAGUCUGGAGCUGUUGCUACACUUCAAAGACGGAAGCACCCUUACUGACUAAUCAAAAUUUUACAUCCCUACAGCCAACUAGUGCUUAAUGUGUGCCAGGGCUUGUGAGAGCUGAGCCCAGCACCUCUAAGCAUGACAGUUCAUAACUCCAGCACCUCUUGUGGCAUCAGUUGUGAAAGUAAAAAAAUUGCUUGAACACCAGCACCUCUUUCAUUACCAGUUAAGCACUGGAGUCAGCUCUCUGUGUACCAUUACAACAUGCUCUACAAGCCACCACUAGUCCACAGCCCAUACGAUGAGAAUUCCUGGUCUAAGGUGCAUCCCCCUGCCUUUUAAAGAAAAAUGUGAUGAUACUUCAUGGAAAACACCUACUGAAUCCACAAAAUAGUCGAAGCAUACAAAGCCAGUCAAGUGAAACUUCAUUCCUCUUGGAGAACAUAACAUUCGAAGCCAAAUAACAUGAUGUAUUAAGAAGUACUGGCUUUUGUUUAGUUGGAAAUAAAAACUAAAACAUGGCUUCAUGACUCAUCUGAACUGGCAGUCAUGGAAGCUGGCUACUUUUUU
Molecule: messenger RNA, 2316 nt
Organism: Pelodiscus sinensis (Chinese soft-shelled turtle)
Lineage: Eukaryota; Metazoa; Chordata; Testudines; Trionychidae
Gene: CFAP97D2
Product: CFAP97 domain containing 2
Source: RefSeq, a predicted model, not a curated record